CUCUCACUCUCACUCUCACUCUCACUCUCACAUUUCCAAAACCUUCUCGCACCAUGACCACCACCACUCCCACCGAACCACCCACCCGCAUCCCCAACCUGCAAGACCACGCCCUGAUCGGCUCCGCCGCAAACAUCCCCAUCAACGCGGCGGUCCCCACUCUCACCAUCAACCCGAUCAUCCUCUCGGCCCCCAACCGCAUCACCGACCUACACCUCAAGCUCACCCUCCCCGCAACCGGCCCCAACCUGCCCAUAAUCCUCCUCUCGCACGGGCACGGCGCAUCCAACAACCUCUCCUCGCUGAACGGCUACGGCCCGCUGGGGAACUUCUGGGCCGCGCACGGCUUCGCCGUCAUCCAGCCCACGCACCUGUCCUCCAAAACCCUCAACCUGGGCAGCGAAAAGAACACCUCCGAGCCACUCUUCUGGCGCUCUCGCAUCGAAGACAUGAAAACGAUCCUGGACCGGCUCGACGAGAUCGAAUCCUCGUUCCCCGCCCUCCUCCAGGGCCGGCUGGACCACACCCGCAUCGCGGUAGCGGGUCAUUCCCUCGGCGGACACACGGCGGGCAUGCUCCUCGGCGGGAAACUGCUCGAUCCCAUCGACAAAUCCCCCGUCGAGAUGUCCGAUUCCCGCAUCAAAGCCGGCAUCUUGCUCGCCGCGCCAGGGAACGGAGACGGGGGCGAAAGCGUCACGCCGAUGGUGAACGAACGGUUCGGGUUCUUCACCGACUACAGUCUACGGGAUAUGGCCACGCCCACGCUGGUGGUCGUCGGGGAUAAUGACGCGUCGGGACAUCUGACGACUCGUGGGGCAGCGUGGCAUAUGGAUGGGUAUUAUACUAGUCAGGGGCCCAAGGCGCUGCUUACUCUGGUCGGGGGCAAGCAUGGGCUCGGUGGGGUUUCCGGGUAUGAUACCGCGGAGGCGGCGGACGAUGAGAGUCCGGAGCGGUUGGCCGUCGUGCAGCGGUUGAGUUGGGCGUAUUUGCGCACUGUGUUUGAUAUUCAGGAUGAGGCGUGGAACGAGGCUUGUCGGGCGCUUGAGGGGCUCCCUGCUCUUGGGAAAGUGGAGGUGAAGUGAG
Molecule: messenger RNA, 1083 nt
Organism: Aspergillus heteromorphus CBS 117.55
Lineage: Eukaryota; Fungi; Ascomycota; Eurotiomycetes; Eurotiales; Aspergillaceae
Product: PAF acetylhydrolase family protein
Exons: 1
Coding region: 54-1082 (342 amino acids)
Molecular function (GO): 1-alkyl-2-acetylglycerophosphocholine esterase activity
Source: RefSeq, a predicted model, not a curated record